AUGGUGGAUGCUGCUGUGUCAAGCUGUUCUGGGAAUAAUGCCCCUAUAGAUGGAAAUGCAUUGCUACAGUGUGGAUCAGCCAUAGGUGCCGUCACUGCCAAUCCUGAUCAGCUCACAGAGGAGGCUCAGGAAGCUGCUCUGAAUGCUGCUACUGAACUUGCUGGAGGUCUAGAGGCCAUGGCUAAUGAAGGGGAGGUUGAUACUAGCCAAGUUGAGAAAGUUGGCACAGCCAUACUGGGAAUAGUAGCAAGCAAUGUGCCUAUGGAAGAGAAGUCUGGGGCACUAUCUACAAGCUGUGAAGACCUCCGAGAUGCCACUAAGAGAACAGUCUGUCAGAAACAGAUUCCACAAGCUGCCCUAAAGAAGGAAAAGGCUAAAAAACAG
This is a messenger RNA of Owenia fusiformis, 384 nucleotides long. Lineage: Eukaryota; Metazoa; Annelida; Polychaeta; Sabellida; Oweniidae. The record is from the annotation of a GenBank genome assembly.